Messenger RNA from Trypanosoma brucei brucei TREU927, 1776 nucleotides. RefSeq lists its product as hypothetical. Lineage: Eukaryota; Euglenozoa; Kinetoplastea; Trypanosomatida; Trypanosomatidae. Gene Ontology annotation, biological process: mRNA transport; mRNA 3'-end processing by stem-loop binding and cleavage. The record is from RefSeq and is a predicted model, not a curated record. Gene Ontology annotation, cellular component: histone pre-mRNA 3'end processing complex; cytoplasm. Gene Ontology annotation, molecular function: histone pre-mRNA stem-loop binding; mRNA binding. The transcript has a single exon. Bases 1 to 1776 code for a protein of 591 amino acids.
AUGUCCAUGACUGAGAGCAGCACUAGGCGGGCGUUGGGCUCAAGCGGUGUGUGGAUGAACAACAGCUACAGCGGCGCCAAUCAUCCGAAGUUCGAUACUUCUCUGGGAACCGGAUCCCCAAAGAUUGACAUUUCAACCUCACAAACGCCUAUUCGCAACGGUGCCUCUUCGACAACAUCGGUUGCGGCGACAAUGUCGCAGCAGCUUCGAUCUCCCAUGGUGACGGUCCACCAGCCGUAUCGUAGCAUUCCACCGUCUGUAUUUGGUGUGGAAUCAGAACUGGAGAGGUACACACGCAACCCUGCGGAAACUGCCGUUCCCGUGACAUCGGUAUAUAAAUCUGUGGUAUCCCGCACACCUGAUUCGAUGGCCCGGUGUGGGUAUAUUCCUUCCCAGUGCUCUUCGCAGCGCUCACCCAUUGCAGUGCUGGACGGAGGUGACAUUGGACACGCGGGGGACAUGUGCGGCGGGGAUGUUACACAUUCUGCAACACCACACGAUACGGCUGUCGCUGGUGGUGGAACCACUAAUGGUUCAUCACACAUUGUUUCUACUCGUGUCUUAAACAACAAUGGCAACAAACGUAUGGCGACCAUUGUUCAUUUGGGUAACGAUGCCGACUGUGCGGGUCCUGGUGUUUACAACGCUUCGGAACCACUGCAGUGCCCCAUUGCUCUCCGCAUGGUAGAAGCGGAGGAGAAGCACUUAAAUUAUAGUGGCGUGGAAUUGGAUCCCGCUGACCUUAACCGUGGUGACACUACGGAGCGGGCACGUCGUCUUCAGCAGCGUCUAAGGCAGGUACAAUACGGCAAAGAAACGGCGGGUUACGAAAACUACAUCAGAGCCGUGCCAUCCCGUUGUGAUCGUGAGUUCCGCAAUCCAAUGCAUCCCAUGACACCACGUCCCGAGUAUGAUUGCAGUAAACGCACAUUCGAUAGGUAUCUCAACGUGUGGCGGCGGCAGUUGCACCUCUGGGAUGAUUAUGACGCAGAUAACUUAGCUCCACAGUACACACGAAUUGGCAUUCCAACGCUGGGGCGUCUUGGUUUGGAGCGGGUGCAGAACGCUGCUGAUGAGCAAUCGUGUGGAUUUCUGUCCUUUACACCAACAACAGCGCACGGUGUGGUUGGCACGAUGGCGGGCACUGUCGCAUGUACUCCUGUUGUCACCCGCAAUCAGCGACGGGAUGUAUCGGUGUCUAUGCCUUCCGCUUCGCACCAGCGCCCGGGACCAUAUGCAGUGGGCGGUCUUUCUGCAGUCGGUGGACCUCACGGGCCCAGUAUGGGUAUGCCCAAUGUAUGCUCUUCAAAUGUUUGCGGUGGCGGUGGUGGUACUUGUUCCAUUCCAAAUACACCACACACGCCAUAUUACGGCAGUACUCAUUCCAACAGCAGUCACAUGCCCCCGUUCCUGUCUGUGCUUGCUCAGCCUACCAUUUACUCACCACAUUGGGCCGAUUCUUCUCGUCAGGGAUCACCAAUACAACAUGGAGCUCAACGCAGCGUUGGUUACUCUUACAACUCUACAAGUGGAUGCAGUGCCCCUGGAAAUGGGUGUGGGACAUAUAUGGACAACACAAACCACUGCUGGAAUAACGUUUACGCAGGUGGCUACCACUCGCCUUACGGAGGGCACCGCGCCACUCCACACUCGUCACCUAAUCAUCAUCACUAUUCUUAUUACAAUGGUGUCGGUGUGACGAACUUGGCGCCCCCAUCACCCAUGUGUGUGGGACAUGAGGGGUGGGGGAAUUCGUUACGCCAGCAGCGUCAGUAG